AUGUCUUCUAUUCAACAAACACAAUCCGAAUCAUCGAAUUCCGCCAACACUGACAGCCCUGGAACCUUUGCAAGUCUUCCCCGUGAGCUCGAUGACAUGAUAUGGUCUCAAGUUCCAGUAAUCUCAGGCCUCCGCUUGAUCGAAAUUCGUGCCGAUCCAACUGUCCAGACCGGCGAGAAACAAUUCAAAAUGAGAGUCAAAUUUUGUGGAAACCCCAACGGCCGAUCUUUGAACGCAAAAACCGUAAUCCUUUCCCCCAACAGAUACAUGUUUGAUCAUAAGAUCAUAAAUCCUCAGGUUGUCAACACCGCGCAAGACACCUUUAUGUUCAACGGGAUUAGUCAGUUACAAGAGUAUGUUCAGCAUACGGGAGCUAUUAUCAACAAAAAUGGUGCGGUGGGCUCGGAGCCUGCAUGCUAUCCAACAAUGCAGAACCUGGUAAUCACACUGUUCCUGGAUAUUGGAAACCCGGGCUCAGAACCAUAUUCGGUGUGGCUCAAUCAUCUUUGCGAGAAAAUUGAUUUCAACAAGUUCAUCUUGAAGAAGAUUCUAAGAGAGCUUCUAGAGUCUGUCAGCAAGGCACAGACUCUUAGAAAGAUACAUCUCCUGAUUGAAGAGGAGCAUAUGCCGGGAACUGGACCUAUUGAGCGUAUUGAUGGUCGGCUCAUGGAUCUUUUUUCCAAAGACGAUGAGUUGCAACGCCGUUAUGGUGAGGGAAUAAGAAUGCCAGAAGUUGUGUGUCUGACGAUGAUGGAAUUUCCUGAGGAAUUGGUGAGAGUAGGUCGCAGAUAUGGCAUAAAUGUACUGGGAAGAUCCAAUGUAGCUUAG
This is a messenger RNA of Botrytis porri, 828 nucleotides long. RefSeq lists its product as uncharacterized. Lineage: Eukaryota; Fungi; Ascomycota; Leotiomycetes; Helotiales; Sclerotiniaceae. The coding region runs from base 1 to 828 and encodes 275 amino acids. The record is from RefSeq and is a predicted model, not a curated record. The transcript has a single exon.